Megalops cyprinoides (Indo-Pacific tarpon) is the source of this 1858-nucleotide messenger RNA. It is a transcript of the gene srp19, whose product is annotated as signal recognition particle 19. Gene Ontology annotation, biological process: SRP-dependent cotranslational protein targeting to membrane, signal sequence recognition; SRP-dependent cotranslational protein targeting to membrane. Lineage: Eukaryota; Metazoa; Chordata; Actinopteri; Elopiformes; Megalopidae. Bases 158 to 583 code for a protein of 141 amino acids. The transcript has 5 exons. Gene Ontology annotation, molecular function: 7S RNA binding. Gene Ontology annotation, cellular component: signal recognition particle, endoplasmic reticulum targeting. The record is from RefSeq and is a predicted model, not a curated record.
CUUAUUGCAGUUCUUUGCUAGAAGACAAACACAUGUACUGUAACGUUAGCUUCUAGCUAAUGGAGCCAGGUUUAAGUGGCCAGAUAUUUUGUAAUGGUGGUCAGUGGUAGUUAGUUAGGCAAUAGUAUUACGGAGUGUUUGUUUAAUAAAUCAAAGGAUGGCACAUUUAACUAAAAACCCUGCCAACAAAGAAAGGUUUAUGUGUUUAUAUCCCGCAUACCUCAACAGUAAGAAGACACUAGCCGAAGGAAGAAGAAUACCCAUUGAAAAGGCAGUGGAAAACCCCACAUGUGCUGAAAUCCGAGACGUUCUGGCGGCAGCAGGAGUGAAUGUUGAAGUCGAGAACAAGAUGUACCCUAGAGAGUGGAACAGGGAUGUGCAGUUCAGAGACCGAGUCCGUGUGCAGCUGAAGAAGGAGGAUGGAAGCCUGUGUAAUGAGAAGUUCUCAUCACGUAAAGAUGUGAUGUUCUACGUGGCCGAGAUGAUCCCCAAACUUAAGACAAGGACACAAAAGAGUGGGGGCGGGGACACCAACGCACAGCAAGGAGAGGGGGGCAAGAAGGGCAAGAAGAAGAAGAAGUAGUUCUGCCAUUCAUCUCGUUUCCACAUCUUCUCAUGCUUUUUUUUUUUUUUUACAUUGGUCACAAGCUCAAGUCAGUUUUUAUGUUGAAGCCCCAUGUUGGCGGUUGCAUGGUGGACUUGAACAUUUGAUUUUGUUAGGAAGCAUGGAUGGACGGAGGCAGCAGGGGACAGCGGUGUCCCAGAGUAGUUUGUGUCAGUGCCUGCAGGAUUUUUUUUUUUUUUAAUGUAAUUUUUUUUUCCAAAAGAGAUGAAGAAAUACACGUGUUAUGUGAGAGGAAUCUGCCCGUGUCAGCAGUUUGUCAGUCUGAUGACUACAUGUGAAUUUGUAAGCAAACCAAAAUCUGUUAUGUAGAUUUUGCUAUUUUUUAUCCAUUUUUAUCCCUUUUCCCCAAAGAGAUUGUUCAUUCAGAAUUUUCUUCAUCCUGAUACCCUCUGAUUUCCUUCUGAAAUGUGCUAUAUGAGUACAUGUUUGGGAAUAGCUGUGUCUCAAAAAUCAUUGAUAGAUCCAUUUGACCUGUUUGUUGACAAGUUUCAAGUUAAGUAUCAUAGGACAUUCAGCAAAUGUGCACGGAAUAUAAAUGCGAUUACCAAAUGUGCACAGAAUAUAAAUAAUAGUAUAAAUGAAUCAUGUCUUGCCUAUCUGACUUUGUGUGAUUUCAUCACACUUGUAAUUUCAUCGCAUUUAGUAUAGAGAUAAUAUUUUGAGUUGAGAUUGCUGGAAAUUUUGCUUAAGUUUUGAGCUAAGCCAUAGAGCCCACCUGCCUUCCAAAAAAAAAAAAAUAAAGCAAGUGUUUACCAGAGCAAGAAAAUAAAAUUCAGAUGGUGCAUGUCUGUCAAAUUUCAAUAUUUAAACCACCCAGAGGAUUAUGUGCACAUUGUGAAUUGACUAAUUUUGGGGAAUCCAGGUCAUGUUCACAUGCCACAUUUGCAUAAAGGGAACAUUAAGUAGUCUCUCUUCUUCAAGAUAAGAGGCUAAGGAUCCAGGCAGUUCACACCCUAGAUUAUCUCCAACAAAGUUUCCUUUAAUUUGUCAGACCUAUAGUCACACUGAAGAUUAUUUCCCCGAUUUUAUGAUUUGUAAGUUUUAUUCAUGCUUACAGCUUCAAAGUCAAUUGUGUCAGAGGAGUUAAAAAUAGGAAACUUUCCACUGUAAAGGUUCUAAAAGUUUUUUUUUCCAUCUGAGCUUCUUCGUGAUUGUCAGGUUAAUAAACUUUGUUUGAAAGGAUAUUGUAGACCUAAAGUCUUGCAAGAAACAAAAUGAAAGAUAUCUUCUCCA